CAAAAGCACUAUUGCUUCCACACUGUGCUUUAGGUUUCUAGCUUUCCCUCUCCCCGUUCUCAAUUUUCACUCUACUUUCUCUCUAAACUACAGUCAAAUUUCAUAAUUUCAUUGUCUUUCGCUGAUGGUGAAACUCUUCAGUAGAGGAGGAAACUCUAACUCUAAUAGCAAUAACCAUGGAAGAGACAUAGAAAUUUCUUCAUCAUCUCAUCAUCAUCAAUUACACAAUCAAAAUUCAUCCUCCACUGCUUUUGUCUCUGGUAUGGGUGCUGCAAGACCGGUUCGUCUUGUGUAUUGUGAUGAAAAUGGAAAGUUUCAAAUCGACCAACAAGCUCUUACUACUCUUCAACUCGUUAAAGUGCCUAUUGGUGUUGUCUCUGUUUGUGGUCGUGCUCGUCAAGGAAAAAGCUUCAUUCUGAAUCAGCUUCUUGGGAGGAGUAGUGGAUUCCAAGUUGCAUCUACCCACCGACCCUGCACUAAAGGGCUUUGGAUGUGGAGUGCACCAAUAAAGAGGACUGCCCUUGAUGGAACUGAAUACAGUCUUAUACUGUUGGAUAGCGAAGGAAUUGACGCAUAUGAUCAAAUGGGAACAUAUAGCACACAAAUAUUUUCCUUGGCUGUCCUCUUAUCAAGCAUGUUUAUCUACAACCAGAUGGGUGGUAUAGACGAGGCUGCACUAGAUCAUCUAUCUCUUGUCACUGAAAUGACUAAGCAUAUCCGCAUUAGGGCCUCUGGAGGAAUGAGUACAGCAUCCGAGCUUGGGCAGUUCUCUCCAACAUUUGUUUGGCUUUUGAGGGACUUCUAUUUAGAAUUGGAAGAGGAUAAUCGAAAGAUAACACCUCGUGAUUACCUAGAGCUUGCUUUAAGUCCGGUGCAAGGUGGUGGAGAAGGUAUAUCUUCCAAAAAUGAGAUUCGGGAGUCCAUCCGGGCACUUUUUCCAGAUCGUGAGUGCUUCACCCUCGUGCGGCCUUUGAACGAUGAAAUGGAGCUCCAGCGACUUGAUCAGAUAUCUAUGGAUAAAUUACGGCCAGAAUUUAUAUCCGGUUUGGAAUCGUUUACAAAUUUUAUUUUUGAGAGAACAAGGCCAAAGCAAAUAGGAUCUGCCACAAUGACAGGCCCCAUUCUUGCUGGUAUCACACAAUCAUUUCUGCAAGCCCUUAAUGAUGGUGCUGUGCCUACAAUAGCAUCUUCAUGGCAGAAUGUUGAAGAAGCAGAAUGUCGGAGGGCAUAUGAUUCAGCUGCUGAAGUCUAUAUGUCUUCCUUUGACCGAUCAAGGCCUGCCGAGGAGGUUUCCUUGGGAGAAGCACAUGAAGAAGCAGUUCAGAAAUCACUAGUUUCUUUUAAUGCAAUCGCCGUGGGGUCUGGCCUUACAAGACAGAAGUAUGAAAAUCUUCUUCGGACUUUCUUCAGAAAGGCAUUUGAGGAUCAUAGAAGGAAUGUUUUCUUGGAGGCAGACUUGAGAUGCACAAGACUCAUACAAGGCAUGGAAAAGAGAUUGAGAGCUACUUGUCACGAUUCCGAUGUUAAAAUAGAUCAUGUCGUAAAGGUUCUUGAUGGUAUGUUAUCUGAGUAUGAAACGUCAGCUCAUGGUCCAGCAAAGUGGCAGAAGCUUGCCACCUUCUUACAGCAGAGCUUGGAGGGUUUAGUAUCUGACCUGGCGAAGAAGCAACUAGAUCAAGCUAGAUCAGACAAGGCUGCACUCUCUUUAAGGUGCCGCUCUAUUGAAGACAAAAUGGGGUUGCUUAACAAGCAAAUUGAAGCAAGUGAGAAGAACAAAUCCGAGUAUCUGCAGCGUUUUGAGGAUGCAAUCAAUGAUAAGAAGAAGCUUACAGAAGAUUAUACAAGAAGCAUAACUAAUUUGCAGAGUCAGUGCAGCACAUUAGAGGAAAGAUAUUCGAGCUUGCUGAAAGCUGUGGAAUCUGCGAAGAGGGAUUCCUUCGAAUGGAAACGAAAGUACGAACAAGUAACUUCGAAGAAGAAAGCAGAAGUAGACCAGGUCAAUGCUGAGAUUUCAGCCCUUCUUUCCAGAAUUAGUUCUGCUGAAGCUAGGCUAGCUGCUGCUCGCGAGCAAAUUCAUUCUGCUGAGGAGGAAGCUAUGGAGUGGAAAAGGAAGUUUGAUUUCACUAGUCAGGAAACCAAAGCAGCUUUGGACAAGGCAGCAACCGCACAGGAACGUGUAAACACCCACGUAAGACUAAAAGAAGAUGUUGUUAGAGCAAAAUUCACUGCCAGUUUGUCAGCAAAGGAUGAGGAAAUCAUGGAUAAGGCAGCAAAACUUGAGUAUGCAGAAAAGCGUUUGACAACUGCAAGUUUAGAGUUGCAGGCUGCAGAAUCAAAACUGAAGAGCUAUGAAAUGGAGCUUUCCCCUCAAAAGCUAGAAAUCAAAGAGUUGAGAGAGAAAUUAGAAUCUGCCAAGGUUGCUGCUCAAUCAUUUGAAAGAAAUGCCAGGGUGUUGGAACAAGAAAAGAUAUACCUGGAGCAAAAAUACCUACCUGAGCUCAAAAGGUUUGAGGAAGCACAAGAAAGGUGCAGAGUCGCUGAAAAGGAUGCCAAAAGAGCUACCGAGCUAGCUGAUACAGAAUGCAAAACUGCAGUAAUCGCUCUAAGGGAGAAAAAUGAGGUUCAGCGAUUGGCAAUGGAAAGGGUAGCCCAUAUUGAGAGGCAAGAAAGGCGACUUGAAGGUUUGAAGAGACAGAAAGCUGACCUUUUGAGGGAAAUACAAUUUAUCCGUGAAUCAGAAAUGGAUGCUGUUGCGAAAGUCGGUCAACUGGAAGCCAGGGUCGAAGAGAGAGAACAAGAGAUCGAUUCGUUAUUAAAAUCUAAUAAUGAACAAAGGGUGAACACUGUGCAAGUCCUUGAGAAUCUUCUCAAGGCCGAGAGAGCAUCCCGAGCAGAGGCCAAUCGAAGGGCUGAAACCCUAUCAUUGCAGCUUCAAUCUACUCAAAGCAAGCUGGAUUUACUCCAGCAGGAUUUCACUUCUGCUCGGCUGAUUGAAACUGCACAGGACAGUAAAUUGAGGACUGCUUCCCGGCAAAAACGUUCAAGGCCCGACGAUUAUGAAUGGGAAUCUGUUCAGGAUAUGGAUAUUGAUGAGAAUAUAGUUAGAGAGAGAAAAAGAUCAAAGAGCACAGCCACAAGUAGCCCUUUCAAAAACAUACAGGUGAUGGAAGGUGGUGGUUCAGAUAUCAAUACUGUUGAAGAGGCCAACCAAAGUCAGGGAUUGCUAGACUAUACAAAGUUUACUGUGGUAAAACUCAGACAAGAGAUCACAAAACAUGGUUUUGGUGCUGAUUUGCUUCAGCUGAAGAGUGCCACUAAGAAAGAUGUUCUCAAUCUAUACGAGAAACGUGUCCUUGGAAUGUAGUCCCCUAUUUCAUUCUCUCUCUGUCCAGCUUUCUUUCUGUGUGUACAGAAUUCGUCCUUUGGCCAUUGAGUGUGUGUAUCUUUACCAUCAACAAACUUAUAAAGCGAGGAGUUUGAUUUUGAUUCUGAGUAUUGUACAAAUGUUGUUGAUUGAUCUAGGUUUUUUCUGUAUAGGUUGUUAUGCAGACAAGUAGUGUAUGUGUUUGAAAAAUACCAAAAAUGUAGAAAUUUGGUCUUUCACUGAUCCGACUCUGUGAUGAGUUUCUUACUACUUUCUUUCUUACUGUGGGCAAGUUCGCCACAAAUUGCAGUCGUUGAAAAUAUAUAGAGAAGGAUACAUUAAAAUUAGAUCUUUAUUUUGAAUGUAAUUAAAGAACCAA
Molecule: messenger RNA, 3743 nt
Organism: Papaver somniferum (opium poppy)
Lineage: Eukaryota; Viridiplantae; Streptophyta; Magnoliopsida; Ranunculales; Papaveraceae
Product: guanylate-binding protein 1-like
Exons: 14
Coding region: 125-3364 (1079 amino acids)
Molecular function (GO): GTP binding; GTPase activity
Source: RefSeq, a predicted model, not a curated record